Molecule: messenger RNA, 1012 nt
Organism: Brassica napus (rape)
Lineage: Eukaryota; Viridiplantae; Streptophyta; Magnoliopsida; Brassicales; Brassicaceae
Exons: 3
Coding region: 224-649 (141 amino acids)
Source: RefSeq, a predicted model, not a curated record
AUGGAUCACUCCACUAAGCUUAAACAUUUUCCUCAGCUUAAGCAAAGCAAAGCAAAGAUUAUAAAAAGCAACACCUUUCGUCUUCUUUAAAGUUCUUGAACAUAAACUCUUGGGACAUAUAACUUCUUCUUAAUUUUCAUUUUUCUCGGGAAAAUCCAAAGUCAAGAUCAAAGGGAGAUUUCGUCUCUAGAGAUCUUUAGAAGAUUUCAGAUUCAAUCAAACAAUGGUUGGUAUCUUUUCCAGACUCUCUGUAGGUAGAAGCAGCCAUCGACGAACUCAAAGUGCAAUCGAUGAUAAGGAAGUAUUGGCUCCAAGUUCUGAUGUUACUGCAUCAACUACCACAGCAGCUACUCAUGGUAUUGAAGUAACAACAGAAUUUAAACCAGUGGAACAUCCGGUCGAGCCUUUGGACAAUGAUCAACCGAUUCAAUGUCCCUUGCCCGAACCAUCCAUUCUUAAUGAUGGAAGAAUCUGGAAGGAGAGAGUCUCUGCGUCUAUGAGGAGAAGAGGUGAUUUGCAGAUUAUGAAAGAUGAGAAUUCUACUGAAUCUGAUGGUUCAGCACCAAAACCACCCCGCCUGCCUAAUCGUUCCAUCUUGCCAUCACUUAGUGCCCCUGAACACAACUUGCUAAAUUUACUAGAAGAAUGAAAUGCGAUUCAGACGGUAGCUUCCAAGAACGGAUGAACAAAAGUUCCUUAUCAAGUUUAUAAGCACUUAUAACAUGCCUCUUCUUCAAUCCACAAGCAUUUUUUAAUAAUAAACCUUGCUUUGGUAAAAUUAAUAACAAUUUUACCAUUAUUGUUGUUUUCACCUCUUUGCCGGGAACCCAAGAAUUGUAAAUAAUCUCUCCCACCGUGAGUUGAACCCAAAUGGCGGAAGUUACAGCUGCAACCCCUUUACCACUAGGUCAACUCAAAGUUGGUUUUUACCAUUAUUGUUCAUGUGGCAUGUUCACAUUCCUCCUCAGAUAUCUUAGUUAAGAACACAUAAAUUACUAGAAAAUUUACAACU